Dioszegia hungarica is the source of this 1419-nucleotide messenger RNA. RefSeq names its product cyclin-like protein. The transcript is spliced from 6 exons. Gene Ontology annotation, cellular component: cytoplasm; centrosome; cyclin-dependent protein kinase holoenzyme complex. Gene Ontology annotation, biological process: regulation of cyclin-dependent protein serine/threonine kinase activity; G2/M transition of mitotic cell cycle. Gene Ontology annotation, molecular function: cyclin-dependent protein serine/threonine kinase regulator activity. The coding region runs from base 1 to 1419 and encodes 472 amino acids. The record is from RefSeq and is a predicted model, not a curated record. Lineage: Eukaryota; Fungi; Basidiomycota; Tremellomycetes; Tremellales; Bulleribasidiaceae.
AUGGCUUCCAGGGCACCUACCACACGCCGAGCAGCGGCUUCGCGCCGAAACGACGAGAAUGCCCUCCCUGCUCAGACCACCCAGGCGACAGGUGGACUUCGCAACAAGGCAUCACUAUCCAACCUCGGUCCGGCGGCCAAAGCGGCGGCACCCGCUGCGGGCGGCAAGAAGGCGGCGCCCGUCAAGGCUGGGGCGAAGCGGACUGCUCUCGGUGGCGUAGUAGGUAAUGGGAUCAAGGAGGAGGUUGAGGAGGAGAAGAAGGCCGGCAAAGCAGUCAAGACGGAAGCUCGUGCACCACUCGGGAACCGCGCCAAUGCCCAAGCUCGCCCAAUCGCCCCUGUCCCCGCCCGUACCCGUGUCGUCCCCGCAUCGAUGGACCACCUCCUCCAAUCCGCCGACGAGGUGUCCGAGAUGGACAUUGACCACCGGGUACAGCAAGACGCUGCGUCUGCUCGUGCAGCACACGACGAGGAGUUGCUCGAUGACGAGGACCAGGACGGAGACGAGGAGGAAGAAGAGGACGAGGAGGACUGGUUGCGCAUGUCGGACGAGGAGGUGAUCCGGUGCAGGGAAGAGUUGGAGGCGGUCCAGUCGACAUUCUACGACGAGGUCGAUAUGAUGGACACGACGAUGGUGGCCGAGUAUGCGGAUGAGAUCUUUGGGCACAUGGAGGAGAUGGAAAUCACUACCAUGCCCAACCCUCGCUACAUGGACUUCCAAACCGAGAUUGAGUGGUCAAUGCGCACAACCCUUAUCGACUGGCUCCUCCAGGUCCACCUCCGAUACCACAUGCUCCCCGAGACCCUCUGGAUCGCCGUCAACCUCGUAGACCGCUUCCUCUCCGUCCGAGUCGUGUCCCUCGUCAAGCUCCAACUGGUCGGUGUAACCGCCAUGUUUAUUGCCGCCAAGUACGAGGAGAUCCUCGCGCCGAGCGUCGAAGAAUUCGUCUACAUGACAGAGAACGGCUACACCAAGGACGAGAUCCUCAAGGGCGAGCGCAUCAUCCUCCAGACCCUCGACUUUUCCGUCUCGCCAUACUGCUCCCCGUACUCGUGGGUCCGCCGGAUCUCCAAAGCGGACGACUAUGACAUCCAAACCCGCACGCUCUCCAAGUUCCUCAUGGAGGUCACGCUCCUCGACCACCAGUUCCUCCGCGCCAAGCCGAGUAUGAUUGCUGCGGUCGGAAUGUACCUCGCGAGGAAGAUGCUCGGUGGUGACUGGAACGACGCCUUCAUCUUUUAUUCCAACUUUACCGAAUCGCAACUCCUCCCUGGUGCCAUCAGGCUGUGCGAGCGCCUAUGCGAGCAGGACUUUGAAUCGGUAUACGUUUACAAGAAGUAUAGCAACAAGAAGUUCCUGCGGGCGAGCCAGUUUGCGAGGGAAUGGGCACAGAGCAGCGCCGCGUCCGUCUUGGGGUGA